GGUCCCAUCACAAUUGAGACGCAGCAUUCGGUGACCUAUUCAAUUCCAUCCCCGCGGUACUUGGUGUUCUUCUGUAAAAAUACAUUCAUCCACUUUUCUGUGACUUUCACUUUUUGCUAGACAGCCGGCAGUAGUUUCCUUCUUCAAGACCCCUUGCCUCUUUGUAUCUUUUUAUCCCUUGUUUCGCCUGAAGUCUGACAUCUGGCAUAAACGUCAUUCAUUGUCACCUACCUACCUUACCUACCCACAUACUUGCGAACCGUUUCCUCCAACAAACAAAAAGGACACACAUCACGCCGAACGAGUUGAAACUUUGCGACGAAACGAUAUAUCACACAAAACCCGAGCCGUAUUUCUUCGUAAAUCCGCAUCGAACAUCGCAUCUAGACUGCACAAAUACCUCGGGCGACGAACAAGCUUCCGUUCACUCCAGGCCCGACCAUCCCGGACGAAUAUCCGAUCAGCCUCGCACAUUUCGGGGACAGUUCUGCCAAGAUGGCCGUCGCGUCGGUCCAAGACCGGACCGCCGAGUUCAAAUCGGUGUUGGCCCAGGCCCAGAAGCGACAAGCAAACGCGAAAGCAAGCGCGCAACGGCGCUCCCUUCUGACCGAUGCGCAAAAGGCAGACGCGAACGGCGCGCCACCCAGGAGGUCCGAGUUUGCGCGCAGGGCUGCAGAGAUUGGCCGCGGAAUAGCAGCGACCAUGGGGAAACUGGAGAAAUUAGCGCAGCUGGCCAAGAGGAAGACGCUGUUCGACGACAGGCCGGUCGAGAUCAACGAGCUCACGUUCAUAAUCAAGCAAGACCUGUCAUCGCUCAAUCAGCAGAUCUCGGGACUGCAGCAGCUGUCAAGGCAACAACACCCCAAGGCCGAUCAGGAAGGCGAGCACAACAAGAACGUCGUCUUCCUGCUGCAAGGGAAGCUGACCGAUGUGUCGGCCAACUUCAAGGACGUGCUCGAGGUGCGGACCAAGAACAUCCAGGCAUCAAGAUCGCGCACAGAAAACUUCAUCUCCUCAGUCUCUCAGCAUGCGCAACAACCAGUGCUGCAAUCCUCAGCUAGCCCGCUCUACGGCACGCCAAAUAGGGGAACACCGUCGCCGGGCGUGGAUUUGUUGACGCUCAACCCGCCGGGCGGGAAGGGCAUGGGAGGUGGACCGGUCGGCGACGAGCAGCUCAUGCUGAUGGAGGAGGCGCAGCCACAAAACGCCUACAUCCAGCAGCGAGGCGAGGCCAUCGAGGCCAUCGAAAAGACCAUUGCCGAGCUUGGUGGCAUAUUUGGGCAGCUGGCCGGUAUGGUUUCUGAACAGAGCGAGAUGAUCCAAAGGAUAGACGCCAACACAGAAGAUGUGGUUGACAACGUCGAGGGCGCGCAACGCGAGCUGCUGAAAUAUUGGAGCCGCGUUUCGGGUAACCGCAUGUUGAUAGCCAAGAUGUUUGGCGUGCUAAUGAUAUUCUUUCUAUUAUGGGUUCUCAUUGCGGGAUAGGGAUAUGUUUAAACAAGCUAAAUUCGAGCGUAACAAGAGCGGCACUAUCAUGCUUUUUUGGAUCGUCGUGAGGGCGACGGCGACAAGUUUUUUUUUCUUUCCCCAUAUUACCUUCGCAAAACCUGGGGUUUGUAACACUAUCUUAUUUAUUGCAUCUUCGUCGUCUUCGCACCUGGCCCGAAGGACACCGGGUACAACCACUUCACAUAGAAAGGCCGCAUUUUCCUUUUUACCAACUCUUUCAAUUUGUAUACCAUUUCUCUAAAGUACCUACGAAAAAGGCCUUUUGGUCGAGCAUGCUAUUGCGUGUUAUCCACAUCGUCCCAAAGUUUUGUC
Messenger RNA from Pyricularia oryzae 70-15, 1821 nucleotides. Its product is annotated as integral membrane protein sed5. Gene Ontology annotation, cellular component: Golgi membrane; SNARE complex; endomembrane system. Lineage: Eukaryota; Fungi; Ascomycota; Sordariomycetes; Magnaporthales; Pyriculariaceae. The record is from RefSeq and is a predicted model, not a curated record. Gene Ontology annotation, biological process: vesicle fusion; intracellular protein transport; endoplasmic reticulum to Golgi vesicle-mediated transport. Bases 496 to 1485 code for a protein of 329 amino acids. Gene Ontology annotation, molecular function: SNARE binding; SNAP receptor activity. The transcript has 2 exons.